CAUAUCUACUAGUGUCAGGAACAGCACUAUACAAAACAUUAAUUAUAUCUAUAUGUAACAGAUGAAACUGUGUCUAUUUGUGUGUGCAUUUAUUACUAGUAAAUAUUCUUCUGUAUUCUAAUAACAAUGAUUACCCGAUGAAUCUCAUGGUAGUUCCACUGUACGAAAUUAUGAUCGCGACGUCAACUUUUCAGUUAUAUGUAAUCUAAAACAGAUGUUUUUAAAAUGAUUUAGACUCAAAUGUCUGCGUAAAAAAUAAAGGUGUGGUUUGCAGUAUACAAAAUAUAAAUAAGUUCAUUCCUAAAAAUGAGAUUUAACAAGCAGGAAUUAAGUGCUCUAGCAUCUUUAACAUCGCAAAGUUAUGAUAAAGAAGGUGUAAUGGUGCUAAAAGAAAAACAAGACGGCUUCUUUCGCCGCUCGGAAGGUUGUUCUAUUCGUUGGUUUCGUCUUAAGGGCAAUUUACUAUUUUAUUUGAAAGGUCCUGAACCUUGGUAUGAAUCAGUAGGAUUUAUUGUGUUAGGCCAACAUAAAAUCCAUAUACAGACUCAAGAUGAAAAUGGUUAUUGGCCGUUCCAUUUAGUUUGGGAGAAUGGUAUUUGCUAUAGAUUGGCAACAUUUCAUGAAUCAGAGCGCACAUUAUGGCUAAAGGCUAUUCACAUGGCCCCUUAUGAUGUAAUAAGUUCACAAGUUAUUGCACUUCGAGAAAAACUAAACAGAAUAAGAGCUAUUACAGACAUAACAACAUACAGGUUGCAGAAAGGAAUUGUUUUAGAUAUGAAUGAAGUACCCUUAUGUGAGUUGGCCUUAUCCUGUGAUAAUCUUCUGUGUGAUGCCUAUGGGUGUGCACCUUCUCCAGUAAUUGUUAUUUAUGUUAAAUAUUCCAAAGGGCUUUGUGUGAAGUAUGGCACAACUGAAAUAGUAGAUUCAUGCAGCAACCCAUGUUUUUCAAAAACAAUACUAUUUCGAGCUAGUGAUGGAUUGUCAAGGGAUGCUGUUGUAAAAAUAGUUGUCUAUGAUGUCAAAGAAAGGGUAUCAGAAACAUCAGUUCUAAUGGGAUCUACAUCAUUACAACUUAGCACUAUACAGGAAGCCCAGAGACUUAGGGUGGCGUUAAUGACAAGAGAAAAUAAAACAGUUGGUUUUGUUACAAUAAAUGGAUGGAGUUUAGAACCAUCUUACAUAGGCACAAGUCCAAAUCAUACAAAUGAUAAAAACUGCAUAGAUAUACCACAAAAAUUGCUUUGUCAUCGCCGUUCUCAGUCUUUACCACCAAGGUUAGGUUUGAAACUAAAGUUUCCAUCAUAUGGAAAUCUUUUAAAGCAGAAUUUCGUCAACAGUCACCAAGUCACAUACAGAUUUCAUUCUGGGCUAGGAGGUGAUAUCACUGUUCAUGAAAUAAUGGCAGAGCCAAAGCUAUGCUAUCAAAUUCCAAUACAGCUACUGGACAUUUAUAUUCAAAGAGAAAAGGAGCUUUUGGAGGAAUUGUUAUCAGUUGGAAAUAUUUGUGGGCAUUGGCAAACAAGACAAUUAGAUUUAGCUGGCACCCAUGUCUCUUUAUUGAAGCACUACUGUCAUUCAAAGAGGUGUUUGCAACAAGCCGAACAUGCAUAUUUCAAAGCCAGUUCUAGAAAAGAUGAUUCUAGUUUGGAAUUUGCACCAACAAAUUUGCAUCUGCAACGGAUGUGGGUGUACAAUGACACCCUAAAUAAAACAGGUUUUCAUGACGUUAUCACUGCUGGAGCAUUUGCUGCUCACACUCACAAAGCAGAAAGAACUGGUGGUCUUAUAAGACUAGUUCAACAAGUGAAGGAUAUAAGCAACACGAAAGCCGCUGCUAAUUAUGCGGCUGCGAAUAAAAUUCAGGCUGAAUAUGAUAAUGUGCUUGCUUUAUUACGUCUGAGAGAUGAAAUUAUAUCCGAUGUUGACAGGAUAAUAGUACUUUUACAGGCAAAUCAGAGGGAUAAGGUUAUACAUGUAACUGAAGUUAUUAAGGCCAAAGUUAAAAGCAUGCUGGCAUUGUGGGAACCGGGUGUUGUUGAAGAAUCUUUAGCAAUCAUAGGAUGGCCUAAACACAAUUGUGAAGAUACUGAAAAUCAAACGUUACUAACAAUUCUUCGUUUGACUGAACAACUGAACAUGUUCGACGCUAAUUCCGAUUGCGAGAACUUUGAUGCAUCUUCUAGUUCAAGUUCCAAGGACACCUCGCCGACCAUGGACAUAGCGUCAUUCCCCACAAGCCUGCAUAACAUAAGCAACAGCAAUCCUAAAUUGGAUACAAAGAACAACCACUUUGAAUUGCAAUUCUUUAACGAUUACUUCAACAGCGAGGAACGUAAUAAAUUGAAUCAUUCGUUCAGAUCGGUCCGGUCACCAACGAAACCGAAACUGAAUGAUGCUCACAGUUUUUCAUUCGAUUCUAACCGACCAAGGCAUGGUAGUUUGAGGCAUGAUUUUAAGAGUACGGCAUCAUUGGAACAAGUCUCAUACAGAUGUCUAAUGGAAAGUUUGAGCGGGAUGGAUAAGAAAAAGGGCGGUGAUGUACGGAAGGAGUCUUCAUCUUUACCGAGUAUAGGACAAAUAGAUUCAAGCACUAGAGAGGGAAAUCUAGCGUUCUUAAAGAGUAUAUGGUCUGACGUCGACACAGCAAUGACUUUGGUGUUAGAGGCAGCUGUCAAUUAUACGGAGAGAGAUGAAGAUGUGACGGACGAGGAUUUGGAUUGUUUGAAGCAUUUGAGCGAGCGUUGCAAGCUGUCCGCUGGUGUACUGUGUCGUUGGGCUCGGGUGGCUCACGCCGCGCUUCGACUGAGAUGCGAGUCACCGGCUUGGGGCAAGGAGAACGCAGCACUUCAUAUACGUAGGGACACGUGCUUCUCACAGGCUCUGUCAACCCUAACAGCUGGUCUCCUCUGCUGGUUCUGUUCAGUACCGAGCGAGACAGUUGUCAGGGUGUUGACCUCAGAACUUGGGCCUCUGUGUGAGUUUGAGGGUCUACUGAGUCUUUAUUCAACCGAGAAAGCCAUGUGGGGUGAUAUGGUGGUAGCCGUUGAAGACCUACAGACUGUUGUUUUCACUCUCACUAAAGUCGGGCACAGCAAUAUGUCUAUACCACAAGUGUCUGGUAACAGGGGAAAUAUAACAGUUCAAAUACCAGUGUCGGAUUCACUGUACAAUAAAUUUACUAAUAAAGAGCAUUUGAGCUUCACAAUCACAGCCGUAUUUUUCAAUAUUGGUAUCAACGAAAAGGCCACAUUGGCGGAGGCCCUCGGUGAAACAACGCCUCAAUAUCACUCGAAUAACGAUAACCUUGAUCGACUUUUCAAAUAUUAUUACAAGUACAAUAAGAUUUUCCCCACCGACCCCACAGCGCCUAACAGAGCGUCGUCGAGAACAAAACCAUUGGAAGAAGUUAUGGAGAACCUAAGAAUUUCUGUACACAAGAAAAUACCAAAGAAUGUAGAAGUACUUCAUCUAGCUGCUUUGGCGACGAGACUUAUGAAUGGUAUCAGAUUCACGUCGUGUAAGAGCGCCAAGGAUAGGACUGGUAUGUCGGUGACAUUGGAACAAUGUUCUGUGUUGGCAUCGGAGUAUCAUCUCGCUGAGCACGAGAUGAAGAAAGCGUUGAGCAUUAUGAGGAGCGAGGGAUGUCGUCGGGAAAAUACGUACAAAAACAUAGGUGUACGGAAAUACGCGUUCACUAAGAAGCAAAUGAUGGCGCUUCCGGAGGAAUACAGACCACCGACCGGCAGCUACGGGUCGUCGCAGACUUAGGGCGGUAACAUCUCAGUAGCUAACGGAUGUCGCAGACAAAAGGCUAAACUGUCUCAUGUCUAUGUGAUAACGCUGUAGCGAAUGAAACAUAUUCCAAACAAUAUUCAGUAGUUGAACUGCUUGCAAUAGUUAUUGUCGUGUUAAUUUAAAAAUAAUAUAAUCAAUUAUUCUUUUUACAUAUAUUCGUCGGAGCUUUUUGGUCGGUAGUACAGUUUAUAUUUAUGUAGUGUUUAUUACAUACAAAUGUCAUCUGCUAGUGUCGUUGUAUUUAGUUUUCAGUGUCAUUUGUAAUCGAUGACAUACCUCUACUAUGCCCACGAUAUUUAUGAAAGUUAUUUGUGUAAUGAAAUUAAUAUAUUUUAUUAAAUAACUUAUAGUAUUCUUCUGUAUAUGUGAUUUUUAAAAUUCGAAUUGAUGCCAAAACACAUUCUUCCAAUAAUAUAUCGUUAGAAAUUAUUCGAUUUAUAAAUUAUUUAAUUAUCUAUGUUAAAUUUGUGAUUAUUGUUUUAUUUCAGUGAAAAAAAAAGAAACUUCAAAAGAAGUUUGUUCUUAUUAAAUAUUUUUCUGUCAUAACUCGUAUUGAUAAAUAUUAUGGACGUUGGUUUAAUAAGGUGAUGGCUAAUACUGAGGUUUUAUAACGAUAAUUCUUAGAAAUGUCUCGGACACCGCCUUUAAUGUUACUUAAUAACAAUAUUAUAUAUUUUAUUUAUUUUUUGUUCGUCAAUCAAACUUAUAUUUGAUAUCUCUGAUCGAAGAAUACAAUAUUUUUGUUGAUUAAAAAUAUUAACAUAAUCCAGUCAAAAGUCAGUUGGCUUUUAUAUAAAUAAGAAUAAUGACUAAAGAAUAGAAAUCUUUAUAUUUUUUAGAAAUUAAUCGUAUAUAUUUAUACUAUUCUAGAUAAAAGUGAGACCAGCCUUUAACAAAGUGGUCGACAACGCCCCUUUGUGGGCGUCGCAGGCCUAAAGGGGGUCUUUAAGAGACCCAGAAAUAAAUGAGGUCACGCUGUAUAGGCCUGGGCCUGGCCUGGGGGUUAAUUUGUUAUUUCAUUUAGCUAAGUUAAGUUAUAGUGUUAUUUUAGUAAGUGAAAAAAAUAAAUUUAUUCUCAAGUGGGCCGAAGGCAAAAUAAGUUUGGGAACCCUUGGGUUAGACGGUAGUGCGACACAAAUGAGGUUUUAUGUUAAUAUAGUGAAAACAUAAAAAAAAAUAUGCAAUAUUUAAAGCAAUAUGCAAUGGACGUAUUUUUGAUAACUUAGCUUUUUAAUAAAUUCUUAAUAUAUCUAACGUAAAAUAAUAUUAUUUUUUGCUUGAAUAGUCUUAUGAAUUUAAGGUUUAUGGCUUUUCUAAUAGAAAUAAUGUAUAAGCACCCGCUUAUAAUUUAAUAAGAAUAAAAUGCUGUUGUUAAUUGAGGGUGCCUUAGUCUCUUAAGUUACCCAAUAAAUCUCUCAUAUAUUUCUUACAACUUGAAAACAAAUCAGAGUGUUUAGAUUUUACAAGUGGAAAACCGUUAAUCUAUAAACGCAAUAUCUUAUUAAAAAUACUACAAGGAAAAGAAACUUCAACUAUGAUUUUGAUCUAAUAUCAAUAUUAUGCGAAAGAAUGUUAAAUAAGUAUUUUAAAACUUGGACUGAAUGGUUGCCAAUAUUUUUUUUUAAAGCUUUUAAACAAAACCCAACUAAACAUUAAUAAUAAAAAUCUGAUUCUAUUCUUUAGUUAUUAUUCUACAUAAAAUAUUUGAUUUCAUAAUAAAUAAGUACUUAAAUAGUAUAUACCUCUAUAUGGUUUUGAUAGAUAUAUAAUUUUAUAUGCUACAAUAAUGUUAAACCCUUCACUCUAUUAUAGAAAUCUUCUUACUUUAUGCCAAGAAUACAUACUUUAUAAGGAUAGUAAUAAUAGUAUUUAUGUAAUAAUAAGCUCUGCAGCACAAUUGAAAUAUCAUUUUGAAAUAUAAAAUAAUAUAUCAUUCAAAACAAACAUGUAAUUGAAAACAAACAAUAUGUUAUGGUUUUCAAUUUCGGUUGAAAUUUUUAUUAAGUUGAAGAAAUUACAAUGUUCUAAAUAUUAUUAGAUUUUUUUUUAAGAAGUACAUAAAAUUUAUGUUUCGGUAUUAUUCUAAUACUUGUUAAUUCAUACCUAUAAAUUCUCUUAAUCAGAGUAUUUUAUUUUGAUUGGCAUAAUCUGUGUUUUAAUAAUAUUCGUGUGCCAUAUACAUUUAGGUAGUAAGUGCUAGCAUUCGAUGUCACAAAAAUUGUUACGUUUUAUUUGCUUUGGAACAAUGUUAGUUUCUUGACGAGAAAAAUAAUUCAAACCAGUUCUUCCAGAGUAGUUGUGCCAAAAUAAAAUAUUUACUAUACAUAACAAUUUUAACAACACUAUUUUCGUUAUACAUUCUGCCCAAAAAGAUAUUAUUUAUUAAGUAGAGCUAUAAAGAUUUUUAUGUAAAACUUCCUCGACGGUGAACGUGUCAAAUGUAUUGGAACCAUAUACCCAUAGUUUAGUAGGAGAAAUAGUACUUAGUACAUAUUGAACUAUACCCCUUAUUUAUUUAAGAAAACAUUAAUUUAUAAUAUUCUACAUUAUUAUUGUCUACUGUGACAGAUAUUUUUAAAUUUAUUAUGUAAGGUACUCAUAGGUAUGCUACUUAAGAAUUAUAUACUCCGUUUUUACAUGGAGUAUAAUGUGCAUUAAUAUAUAAAAAUAAUCUCAGGAAAGAAUGCAACGAUUGAGAGGACCUUCGGUAUGUAGAGGAUUUUUAGUGCCAUCUUGUAGAGUUUCUAUAAAGUAAAUAAUUAUAUAGAUAUAUAAUAACUUACUUAGUUGCAAACUAAAAUUGUGACAAACAUUUUCUAGGCGUACAUUUAAUUUUCAAUUACUGGUGAACUAUAGUCUGUUUAUAUACAUCUAGUAUAUCGUCUAUAUUAUUUAUAUUUAAAUAAAGCGUUUCUUCAAAAUAUUUAAUACCUUAAGAUUGUUUAAAAUCUUAUUCCAGUUCUUUUAUUAACAACACUGGUGUUUUAUUGAUAAAUUUUUAGUUAUUCACAAUUUAUAAUAUACAAUAAUGAAAAAUCCUAUACAAUCACAACGACAAAUUUCUUUAAAUAAAAGAUCCCUUAUUUUACUGUAAUCAUGAUCUCAUUUUUUAGUACAUUAAUGUUUUUUUUUUCAUUUUAUGUCUCUUUUUUUCUCUAAGGUAUCCUGAUAUUAUGAGGGAUUAUUUAUAUUUUUGUUUUCUAUUUUACUUACGAAUUCCAAACAUUGUUUUCCCAAACAAUGUAACAACCUACGUAUUUUUGUCUUAAAUAUUAAUAAAUAAAUGUAUAUGUAUUUAAAUUUUAAUAUUUCAAAACCGAAAAAUAAUGUAUUCUUAGAAGGUAUAUGAAUAAUAAUAGGUAUUUGUAUAUGUUUUAUAAUUUAUAAGUUGAUUCGGUAUUGGUGAUUACUAACUUGAGAAGCAAAUCAAAUGUGAUAGGAGUUAGGACCAUUGCAGUGGUUUAUCUGUGGCUUACGACGGUGAAUUGGUAUGUAGUUAUUGUUAACAUUGUAUUAUUCUAAACAAUAGUUUAGAGCUGAUUGCAGUAUGUGUAGUUAAUGGUGACCUUGUCAGCGGAGUGAUUUGAAUUUCAUAUCUUGUUGAGAAAUAUUUCUUUGAAGUAAUUUGAUGGAAUCGUUUCAAUUAUUUGUACGGCGCUUUAGUUUGCCUUUUAAUGAUUCACGCUCAUAGUCUACAGUGAAAUCGACGUCUCUUGUGUACUUUUUUUAAUUUGCCAUAUUUUUUUUAUAUAUAUUUAAGUAUGGUAUAAUAUGCAUAAUAUUAUCAAGUUUUUCGUGUAAAUGGUACAUCGUGAGUUAUUUCAUUUUUAUGUAUGUAUGUAUGUAUAUAUUUCUUUAAAAAACAAUAAAUUGUAUAACGUUUUUUGUAAACGCCUGUAGUCUGUUGUUAUUUUUAUUAUAUUGGAAUUUAAUCACACGUUGAUAAUAAUUUUAUUUAAGUAAUUUGUAGUAUAUAAUUCCUUAUAAUAUUUCAGGUAUCACAGAUCAGGAUCAUGUGUACAUCACAAUUUUCUUUUAUUAAUUUAACUUUGUCAACAAGAAUGGAUUUUAGGACUAUAAGAUUUUGUACCUAUUUAUGCGUCGUCUUCCUCGAUUAUUUCCCAUAUCUAUUUUCUGAUACUUAAAUGUUUUUUUUGUUUCUAUAUUUAGGCUGUGAGUAAAUUCUAUUUUUAACGAUUGAUUAUUACUUAUUAAUAAAUUAUUAUGUUGCAUUUC
Molecule: messenger RNA, 8031 nt
Organism: Danaus plexippus (monarch butterfly)
Lineage: Eukaryota; Metazoa; Arthropoda; Insecta; Lepidoptera; Nymphalidae
Product: inositol polyphosphate-4-phosphatase type I A-like
Exons: 19
Coding region: 307-3768 (1153 amino acids)
Cellular component (GO): cytoplasm
Molecular function (GO): phosphatidylinositol-3,4-bisphosphate 4-phosphatase activity
Source: RefSeq, a predicted model, not a curated record